AUGCAAGAGUACUUCUACCGGAAACCGCGAUCAGCUGACCCCAGCCUCCUCGAUAGGGUACCACUAAUCGAGAGCUGUCGCGACAACAACUCCCCAGAUUACAAGGCUCUCUUUCAGCAGGCUGAAGAGCGGCAGAAGCAGGCCGAAGAGCGACAGAAGCAGGCUGAAAAGCGACAGAAGGAGGCUGAAGAGCGACAGAAGCAGGCCGAAGACGAAGGCAGACAGGAGAGAGAGAGACGGGAGCAACUUCAAGAGCUCAGCCGACCGGCCACUUUCGUGGAAUUCUUGCGCCAUUCUCAUCACCUGCUCUCCCGUCUGCUCAGAGUUGAGACACCCUCUCGCUCGACUACUGGGAAAAUCCCCCCUCCCACGGGGAAAUAUUGCCCAACACGAUUGGAACCCUGGGCCGACUGCUCAGCACUACAGUCGGAGCUUUACAGGUCCGUCUACAGAUACCUUCAGUUGACACCCCGGGGGGCGCCUCAGUUGUACUCAUCUUUGCAUGAGCUGGAAGGAUUAGGCCGACGACUUUGUCGGAAGCCUAUAAGCAGCGAGCAAGAACUCGGGCAUUAUGAGCGAUUCGCCGUGGAAGAGCAUGUCCACGACAUCAUUACCGAAUUGUGCAAACUACCCGCUGCUCGCGACGAGUUCGGGCUCGGCGAUGGAAUCCAGUUCAGCAGUCAUACAAAUUCCUUAGACGAGAACGAAGCUCCUGAUGCGGAUGCAAGCCAAUCGUCAAGUAUACACCACCCAAAGCCUGAUCAGUUCUGUAUCCAUCGUGUCGACGGCAACACUACCACUCUCCUCACAUCUGUCAAGUAUAAGCCUCCUCACAAGCUUUCUGUCGCCACCCUUCGCAUGGGGCUCCGACCAAUGAACUUAUGGAAGGAUAUGGUUAGAUCGAACAAGAUACCGACAAGCCAGGAAGCGAAACUGAGGUAUAAUGCAGAGCGACUUGCCUGCUCCGCUCUUGUCCAGGAAUAUCAUGUCAUGAUCCAGGAAGGGCUUGAGUACUCCUACGUGACCAACGGGGUUGCUCGGGUCCUCCUGCGUGUUCCGCAUGAUGAUCCGAGCACGCUUUAUUAUUUCUUAUGUGAUCCUAACAGCGAGUUGAAUACAGAAGUUGAAGAUAGUUUCCGACUACGGAAGACUUCUGUUGCAAGAACACUAUUUCUGUGUUUAAUGGCCUUUCGCUCAUCUGUGCGGGGCCAGGAAUGGCGGAAUUCCAUACGACCGGAGCUUCCUCUUUGGACGACUAGUUUUGACCACACUCGUUCUCAGAUUAUGUCCCAAGCAGAGCCGCCGCAAACCGUUCCGAACUCCGAUAGUACAACCCUGGAGUACAUGAGUCCGGAAUCCGGUUCAGCUUAUGAACCGCCGUCAUCUCCGCCAGAUUCUCCAACGGCAGCGGCUCGCCGAGUGCCUACAAGGUCUCAAGCCAGCUGUGCACCAUCGGCUGUACAGCAUCGCUCGCAGUCACCGGACUCAUCAGGCUCCGAUUCGAACCAAGCAACAGGCCGCAAACGGGGUUUCAGCCAAGUCGCGUCCUCUCCAUCUUCCCAACAAGCAGGUCGUCAACGGGACACGGGAAAUAAUCAUGGAAACCAAGCCCGAUUUCGCGAUGCGCAAUUUUGCACCCAACGGUGUUUACUCGGAUUGCAGUCUGGCGGCGUAUUAGAUGCCUGCUGUCCAAAUGUGAUGCUUCAUCGUCGAAGCAAAGACAGUCCCCAACAUCCGAUUACUUCAAACGAUCUGGUGCGUUUACUUAACGCGCAAUUGGAUGAAGACAUUGACCGAUGCAUACCCCUCGGUGGUUGCGGGUCAUAUGGUGCGCCGUUCAAACUUACUUGUGUUGAAUAUGGCUACACUGUUGUCGGAAAAGGAACCACAUCGGGGCUAUGGAAAGAAGUCUCCCGCGAAGCAGAAGUAUACCAAAUUCUGCGGAAGGCCCAAGGGUCUGCUGUGCCUGUUUUCCUGGGCAUGAUCGACUUGGCGAAAAUAUAUUUUCUUCAUGGGGCUGGAGAGAUUCGUCAUAUGCUAGUGAUGGGCUGGGGAGGAGAAAAUACAGCAUCGAUGGAGCCGACGCCGUGGCUUCACCGGGAAAUUCGCAGAUCAACCAAGGAAAUCAAAGCCUUGGGAAUCACUCACGAAGAUCUGCGGCGUGAUAACGUUCUUUGGAAUAAAGAACUUGGACGGGCGUUGAUUAUCGACUUUCACCGGUAUACAUUGAAAUGUCGACCGAGUUUGCGGCGAUCGCAAGCGGUAAAACGACCGUGUCAACCAGAGACGAGAGAUACGAAACGUCUAUGUGUAACGUGA
Aspergillus steynii IBT 23096 is the source of this 2319-nucleotide messenger RNA. RefSeq lists its product as uncharacterized. The transcript has 2 exons. NCBI's taxonomy places the organism in Eukaryota, Fungi, Ascomycota, Eurotiomycetes, Eurotiales, Aspergillaceae. Bases 1 to 2319 code for a protein of 772 amino acids. The record is from RefSeq and is a predicted model, not a curated record.